Molecule: messenger RNA, 1011 nt
Organism: Spodoptera littoralis (African cotton leafworm)
Lineage: Eukaryota; Metazoa; Arthropoda; Insecta; Lepidoptera; Noctuidae
Source: the annotation of a GenBank genome assembly
AUGCACGCGUUGUUUGGUGAACAGAGCCCGUAUGCGUACCGCGGAGGAGCCGCCGGUGGUUACUCAGCCGGAGUGACACCUUAUGCCUAUGAACAAUACCGCUAUGGAUAUGGAGCUCCCUACCUUCACCCCCAUCAACAACACGUUGGUGCCCCUAAAGACAUGGUCAAGCCGCCUUACUCUUACAUAGCACUCAUAGCUAUGGCCAUACAAAACGCUCCUGAACGACGAAUAACUCUCAACGGUAUUUACCAAUUUAUUAUGGAAAGAUUUCCUUAUUACAGAGAAAACAAACAAGGCUGGCAAAACUCCAUAAGACACAACCUAAGCCUCAAUGAGUGCUUUGUGAAAGUGGCAAGAGAUGAUAAAAAACCUGGUAAAGGCAGUUACUGGACUCUUGAUCCUGAUUCAUAUAAUAUGUUUGAUAAUGGCUCGUACUUACGCCGUCGGCGUCGCUUUAAAAAGAAAGACGCGCUUAGAGAAAAGGAAGAAGCUUUAAAGAGACAACAGCAGCUGCAACAAGCUCAGGAGGCACUCACUGCGCAGGAGGCGCUGACUGCAUCCGACACUCUAGGACAACAACGUGACGUUAAACCUGAUGUCAAACCACGAAUCUUUGAAUGUCGACCGAAACGAGAACCCGGCGCAGACUGUGCAAGAUAUGACAAACCUGUGGACGGUCUUGAUGACUUCAGUGAACCUCGACUUCCAGCUUCCGCAGUUUAUUGUUCACCUCAACCGUACUCGUUGGUGGCCGAGGAAUUUCGAGCCGCUACAUCAGGGUGGUAUGCCGCGCCCGAACCUCCGGCGGAACAACUGCCUCCGGCGUUCCGCGACCUCUUUGAACCGCCAAGCUGCCAACUAGCCGGGUUCCGCAGUGGUUCACCCGUACCAGACGCGUACCGUGCGUCGCCACCGCCACAUCACCAUUAUCGCACACCGGCACCUUCAUACUAUCAUCACCAAGCCUGUGUUGCCGCAGGUCCCGCGCCAGCCCAUAAGUCCUACUGA